Messenger RNA from Cydia pomonella (codling moth), 945 nucleotides. RefSeq lists its product as uncharacterized. The transcript has 5 exons. NCBI's taxonomy places the organism in Eukaryota, Metazoa, Arthropoda, Insecta, Lepidoptera, Tortricidae. The coding region runs from base 139 to 891 and encodes 250 amino acids. Gene Ontology annotation, cellular component: chitin-based extracellular matrix. Gene Ontology annotation, molecular function: structural constituent of chitin-based larval cuticle. The record is from RefSeq and is a predicted model, not a curated record.
CACAAUUUAGUUUGAAAAGCCGGCCGCUUGAGAGCGGGUCCUGAGCGAAUUAGUCGUGCUAAGCCGGCGCGUGGAGGCUUUGUAUUGUGGUGCGGGACUCGCCGGGACUGCAAAGGCCUAAAGGGCCGAACCCAGGCCAUGGGGCCGGGAACGAUUAUUUAUUUAUUGGCAUCGUUAGCUUUAGUGCUAGCUAGCGAGCAAGCUGCAAGUGAAACUAAUACGAACAGUACGAAAACGUCGGCAUCAGUCGGGCGGAAUGGCCGGCAAUACUACGGCCCCGUCGACCAGGGCAACAACGAGGUAGUCGUCGAUAUCGAGGACGACGAGAAGACGCAGUACUAUGAAACCAAUUAUGAUACUAGUGCAUACGGUUUUGGUUACGACGUGGGCCCGAACGGGCAAUUCCACCACGAGAACCGCGGUCCAGACGGCGUCACAUACGGCUGCUAUGGCUACGUGGACCCGGAUGGCGUACUGCGCGCCACGCACUACGUUGCCGACAGCCAUGGCUACCGCGUCAUCGAGCCCGAGAAACCUGUCGAGGUGUUCCCGGACGAGAAACACGAGUAUGACGAAAACUCUGUGGACAACAAACCGAUCAAAGGCCAGAUAAUUCCGUACGACAAGUUGUACUUCCCGAAGGGAUGCGGCCGCACGCCCGGCGGUGUUCCGGCCAAGCCGAUACCGGUGCCCCCCCGCCCUCCGAAACCGCCCACCGACAGCACUGGUGGGGCCAGCCACCCUAUACCCUCUAGACCUGGUGGUUCCGGCGGAUACUACCCAGGCCAACCGGGCGCUCCCGGCGCUCCAGGCGCUCCAGGCGCUCCAGGCAGUCCUGGUAAGCACUUUGUUAAAUAUAAAUCCUUGCUGAUUGUAGAAAUGGUAAAUUAACUGUAAUGUAUGUUAUCUCUUUUUAGUGCUAUUAUCCCCCCCCCCCCCCGUGUA